ACGUGUUAUCGUGUAAAGUAAACAAAUGAUCUCAUUUAAAAUUUAGUUGCAAAAAAAUAGGAUCACAAUUCACAGAUUGUGGAUAAUAAUUUAGAUUAAUGCCUUAAAUAGAAUAUACUAAAAAUAUACCCUACGAUUAAGUUUCGUAAUUUCUUGAAGUGGAUUUCUUUUUUUUUCUGGAAAAGAAUACUUUUGUCUUGUCCAAUUUAAAAUAAGUACAUAUAUUAUGACUAAUAAAUGAUAUAGCAAAAACUUUAACAAAGAUUUUGAAAGAUUAACACAUAUAUUAUUAUUUUAGUAUGUAACUGGUAAAAUCUACUAUUCUACAUCACAUUUAUAAUUUUAGUAUUUACCACAUAUACUUCCUUUAUGUGUAUAGCUCAUAUAAAUAUUUAAAAGUGGCUCAAAAAUAAUUUACUACUUUUGCAAUUGAAUUAAAUAAAGUAUAAAGAAAUUUAAGAAAGUUUACCGGUUCAAAUGAUAACGAUAAUAUUUGAAGAUUUAGUCUAAAUCUGAAUUUGUUGAUUUAGUCUUACACUACAAAAUCAAAAAGAGUAUAAUGUCAAAAAUAGUAAAUCAAACAGAUAUCUACGAGAUCUUAUUUAUUUAUUUGAAAAUUACUGUGAUCCAAAGUUGUUAGAGAAAAAAACACAGCAAAAAAAAACAGAAAACGUUACUCCCUUUAUUCUACCAUUCUCUCUAUUCACUGUGUGAUAUUGAGCCUCCACUUUCCUUUCAAUGGCCUAAACAACAGGUUUAACUAAUCAGUAUAUAAAUGAAGAUGGGUGAGUUUCGAGAAUCUUCAUCUCCUCUAAGAACACCGUCUCAUUCUCCUAACCAAAGUCUUCCCCGUCCAAACUACGUUCAUGGAGACUUCUCUCCCAGCAACAACAGAUUCUCUUUCAACUCAUCGUCGGAUUUUUCACUCUCGAGCUCCUUCUCUAACGGAUUCUAUUCCUCCGACGAUAGCUCUGCCUCUCCUCCGUUUAACGGACUUAUCCCUAACUACAAUCACUCCUCUCCUCCGUUCACUUACCAUCACCAUGACAAGAGUGUUAACGGUGAUGAUUUUGGUCUGUGCAACGAUCUCUACCGUAUGAAAAUCAAAGAAGAUGUCGUCCAAGAAGAUCCUCUCGCAUCCUUUCUUGAGACGAAUCACACUGGCUCAUCUCUAGAUCCACUCUAUUUCUCACACUAUGAGCCGAGGAACAACGGUGGGUUUUUCCACACGCAAAAGGAGCCAUUUGACACGUGGUUCAACAACGACCAAACCGAAGACAAGAGAGACAUGUUUGGUCAUCAAACUCAAGAUUCCAUAGCCAACUCUCGUCAAUUUGGAUGGCCUAGCUACCCAACCAGCAACAGUCCUUACAUCAACGGUCAGGAGAUGUUAGGGUUAGGUAUGAAUCUUGGAGGAGGGUUAACAAGAGUACACUCAGCUUACUACAGAACACCAACAACAACAUCAUCAGACAUGUUGCCAUUGUUCUGCCAAGGAGCUCAGGCUUCUAAAGUCUCCGAACCAUUUACCUCUGAUGAGAGUUUCUUCAUGGAACCUCAGAGAAUCGGUGUUACUCGAGGAUUGAUGUCUGAUCCUACAGAGAUAUGUCACACGAGUCUACCUAACGUGUGUGACAUUCAAGGAUAUGUCUACUUGAUGGCUAAAGACCAACACGGAUGUAGAUUCUUGCAGAGGAUAUUCGAUGAAGGAACUCCUGUUGACGCCAUGAUAAUAUUCAAUGAAGUGAUCUCUCAUGUCGUUGAGCUUAUGAUGGAUCCUUUUGGGAAUUACUUGAUGCAGAAGCUUCUAGAUGUUUGUACUGAGGAGCAGAGGACGCAGAUCGUGCUUGUGGCUACUGCUGAGCCUGGUCAACUUAUCAGGAUAUCUCUCAACGCAUACGGUACUCGAGUUGUUCAGAGAUUAGUGGAAACUAUCAGAACAGGAAAGCAAGUUUCUAUGGUGAAAUCUGCGUUGAGACCUGGUUUUCUUGAUUUGAUCAAGGAUUUAAAUGGAAACCAUGUUAUUCAACGUUGCUUGCAGUGCCUUGGCACUGAAGAUAACAAGUUUAUCUUUGAUGCAGCGACAAAGUUCUGUACUGAGAUUGCAACACAUCGACAUGGUUGUUGUGUGCUCCAAAAAUGCAUUGCUUAUUCAAUGAGGCAACAAAGAGAGAAGCUGAUCGCUGAGAUCUCUAGAAACAGUCUCCUUCUUGCUCAAGACCCCUUUGGGAACUACGCAGUGCAGUUCGUUAUAGAACUGAGGAUUCCAUCAGCGGUAGCUAUGAUGUUGGCUCAGUUAAAAGGGCAUUACGUUCAGCUAUCCAUGCAGAAGUUCAGUAGCCACAUGGUGGAAAGAUGUCUCAUGCAUUGUCCAGAGAGUCGUCCACAGAUAGUGCGUGAGCUUGUCUCUGUUCCUCACUUUGAUCACCUUCUUCAAGACCCUUACGCCAACUUCGUCAUCCAAGCGGCUCUUGCCGCCACAAAGGGUCCACUCCAUGCUUCACUAGUGGAAGUGAUAAGGCCACAUUCGAUUCUGCGUAAUAAUCCAUAUUGCAAGAGGAUUUUCUCGAGGAAUCUACUGAAGAAGUGAAAGGGUAUGCUGCUGAGUCUGUAAUUUCAAGAGUCUGUUGUUGUUCUUACUCAUCAAGCUUUGUUCGUUCUUAUGAAUAAUAAUCUCUGGAUAGAGUGUGAUCUUGGAUCCAGAGAUUAAGAGCUCUCAUUGUUGUUUUCUUUGUUUCUAUUGUAUUGUUCUGUUGUUUCUUUUGUUGUUUUUUUGUCUUGUCUCUGCUAUUUCAUGUUGUAACAAACCGUGUUUCUUAACCCGGUUUAGUCUUUGAAUAAAUUCUCAAUAAAUUCUUAUUUGUAUCAA
Messenger RNA from Brassica napus (rape), 2869 nucleotides. RefSeq names its product putative pumilio homolog 7, chloroplastic. The record is from RefSeq and is a predicted model, not a curated record. NCBI's taxonomy places the organism in Eukaryota, Viridiplantae, Streptophyta, Magnoliopsida, Brassicales, Brassicaceae. Gene Ontology annotation, molecular function: mRNA binding. Gene Ontology annotation, biological process: post-transcriptional regulation of gene expression. The transcript is spliced from 6 exons. Gene Ontology annotation, cellular component: cytoplasm. Bases 776 to 2590 code for a protein of 604 amino acids.